AUGUACCGCGCUGUCUGCCUCGCCGACAACCUCGACAAAUACGGCGUAUUCGGCCCCAAGAAGAUCGCGCUGGGCUCAACGCCGUCUAUGGAUGGCCAGUCCUUCUCGAGUGGAUUUACUCUAUCAACGGAAGAACCGCUGGCCACCCUCGACUACGACUAUGAAGUGGCAGGACUGCCGUACUUCUUGGUGUCCUCCGUUUCCAAUGGACCUGUGGAGAUCGAGGUCAAGUACGCUGAGCAGUUCCCAGCGCUCUCGCUCAACUACUCGGAUGGACCAUCGCAGUUCACCACUUCCAUUGCCAACUCACGUCGUGUGGAGACUCACCGCUUCACGGAAGAUGAAAUCGGAGCCACGAUCACCUCCGUGCUCAGUCAACCUGGCCAACGAUGGCAGUCUCUUCGUCUACUGACCGGAGACUCCAUCACAUUUGAGACGGUCGGCUUACAGGCUUCUGUGGAGGUGAUUGACGACCUGACCACUCUAUCCGGCAAGUUUUCAAGCUCCAACGCCAACUCGUCCAAAGAGAACGGUACCUAUGGGCUCCGGUACGGUACGCGUCCAGGUAUUUCGUAUCGCACAUGGAACCUGACGGACUACGUGCUCACUUUCGAGUCGCAGAUCAUCCGUGGUGGUGCAGGCUACACCAUUGCGUACGACCUCACAGGCAACCGUGACGGCGUGCAGAUCCAUUUGUCGUCCGAGUAUCCGAGCGACACGACAUCAACACGACUUUGUUUCCUGCCAACACGCAUGACGAGCUACAUUUUGGGUCAGUACGACGUGCCGUUCAACGUGAAAGAAAACGUCUGGUACCCCGUUGAGAUCCGCGUCAAUGCUACUGCUGGUAACAUCGUGUUCUCCAUCGACGGAAAGCAAGUAUUCGAUAUCAUUCUGACCGAAAUGGGAUUCACGGAUGACCAGCUCUCCUUCUACGGUUAUGCGUCGCGCGGUGAAGGUGCCAUCGGCUUCGGUGGUUGGCAGGACCAGGCAUCUUAUGUUCGUAAUGUGACGGCAACCAGCUUGUCGGACUCGUCCAAGGUGCUCUACUCGAACCCGAUGACGGACGAGAGUGUAGUCGUACCAGAGUUUGGCGGUCAAAGCAACGCGCACGGCGUUUGCAUGGAUGGUGCCAAGCGAGACCGAUACAUCUGGCUGGGAGAUUUCUACCACACAACGCGUAUCAUGGGCGUGGCCAACUCGAAGCCCGAGCAGAUCGCUGGGACGUGGGAGUUCCUGUUCGAGUACCAAGCAGACUAUGGUCAGUUUUCUGGUUUCGCACCGAUCUCUUACCAAUCGCCCAUGCCCCUACCCGAAGUAUUUCUCAACGAUGCCGGCAAGGUAGAUGCGUACUACAAUUUCCCGGACUACGUGAUCCUCGGAAUGAUCGGUUUGGUGUCUUAUAUGGACUACUUUGACGAUGACGCCUUCGUAAAAGCCCACUGGGAGGAGUUCACCCGUGCGAUGACAUGGUUGAUUGGCAACCAAGGAAGCAAUGGGCUCAUUGACUUGACGAAAUACGUGGUGGUCUUCCUUGGACCCGGUGCGGGGAUGGCUGUGAACGCUGCUGCUGUGCAAUGUCUCGACGGUAUGGCAGGUGUGGCUCGGGCCACAGGCGACCUGGAAUCUGCAAACUCGUGGCUUCAGGUCGCUGCUAGUGUUAAGACUGCGAUUAACGAACUGCUCUGGAACGAUACACUAGGCAACUACGCUGUGGAUGUCUCGACACCGGAAGUCUACGGAGUCUCGGCCACUGCGUUUGCACUCACUUCGGGCGUAGCCAACGAGACGCAGAUCAAGCUGAUAGUGGACGGCUUGGAAGGUCUGCGUCAAGGCCCGGGUUACCUUGACAGCAGCGAUACCGAUAUUACUGCACACAUCUCACCAAACACGAACGGGUUCUUACUCGAUGUGCUCCUGCAACACGGAUACACCGACCAAGCUGUCUUUUUGUUCGACAAUCUCUGGGAUGCCAUGAUCUCGAACGAGAACUUCCGGUCCGGAGCGAGUUGGGAAUACGUUGCACAGUCGUUGUAUUGA
Molecule: messenger RNA, 2040 nt
Organism: Phytophthora infestans T30-4
Lineage: Eukaryota; Oomycota; Peronosporomycetes; Peronosporales; Peronosporaceae
Product: glycoside hydrolase, putative
Exons: 4
Coding region: 1-2040 (679 amino acids)
Biological process (GO): carbohydrate metabolic process
Source: RefSeq, a predicted model, not a curated record